UUUCUAUUCCGAAGCUUUUGCUCUAGUUCUGGAGGUGGAUAUUCUUAUCUUAAUACUACUACAGGCAUCAUCCCACAUAGUUUUCUUAAUGGCGAGACACCAACAACGAUAUAUGAUAUCUAUAAUUUGAAGCAGAUGAUCGAUGGCCAUCUAUGUGGAUUUCGUGUUCGAUCCGCCUUUAGUUCGUGGGCAGCAGAUCUCCACAUCGCGAUUCGAUUUUUAAGGGACCAGUCGGGAUAUAUAGCGAUUAUUGAUACCAAGAUUCUUAUGGAUUAUGUGAAGAUAUAUCACGUUAAGGCUCUGUUUGACGCUGGCUUGGCUUCUGGGCUUUAUGACCACGAAUAUCUAGUGUACGGCCCGAUUACUGGUCCUGCAUAUCAUUGCGUUAAAUAUCUAGAUAUCACACGCGUAGGUCUAUACCUCACAUCUAUGGGAGCAUGCUUAAGAAGUAUCCCAAAUGCAUUCACUCCAGUAUCAACCCUUUCUGAAGGCGAUAUGUCAAGGCUUAUGAUUCAGGUCAGGGAAGUUGCGCUUCUCUUUAGAAGGCCUGGUGAUAGUCAACUGGACGCUGUGAUAGCUGUAGCGGCCAUCAUUAUAGGCGAUCUUUUUGGAAUAACUUCAAGUAGGGAUAUCGAAUAUUUCUACUAUUCCAUGUUGAGAUACUUCCCACAUGAACUCCAAGUCUUCCAGUCGUCCACCGUAACAUCUAUCUUCGGUAGGCCGAGACUAGUCAACCCGAAGACAUACACGACGCCCGAAUAUCCACAGCUGAAGCACGCCAUCAAUGCUCUCCGGGCACUAGAAUACUACCUCUGCGGGGUUUCAUAGGCGUGGGAUGGG
Messenger RNA from Daldinia decipiens, 840 nucleotides. RefSeq lists its product as uncharacterized. Lineage: Eukaryota; Fungi; Ascomycota; Sordariomycetes; Xylariales; Hypoxylaceae. The annotation marks the transcript as partial. The transcript has a single exon. The record is from RefSeq and is a predicted model, not a curated record.